AUGUCGUCCAUCUACGUGCUCGAGCCGCCGACGAAGGGCAAGGUCAUCCUCAACACUACUCACGGGCCACUGGAUAUCGAGCUUUGGCCGAAGGAGGCGCCUAAGGCCGUUCGGAACUUCGUACAGCUUUGCCUCGAGGGUUACUAUGAUAGCACCAUCUUCCACCGUAUUAUUAAGGGCUUCAUCAUUCAGGGAGGAGAUCCUACUGGAACUGGCACUGGUGGUGAGAGUAUAUAUGGGAGUGCAUUUUCUGACGAAAUUCAUUCUCGUCUGAGGUUCAACCACAGAGGCUUAGUUGCAUGUGCAAAUUCCGGUGCACCACACUCCAAUGGGAGUCAGUUUUUUAUGACUUUAGAUAAAAGCGACUGGCUCGAUCGAAAGCAUACCAUUUUCGGAAAGGUCACGGGAGAUUCUAUAUACAAUCUCCUUGCCAUUGGUGAAAUUGAAACGGGUAAGGACGAUAGACCAUUGGAUCCAAUCCCAAAAAUAAAAUCAGUGGAGGUUUUGUGGAAUCCCUUUGAUGAUAUAGUUCCGAGAGCUGUGCCUAAAGCUGUCAACCAUUCUGAAUCCGAUGCUGAAAAUAAGGAUUCAAAAUUAAAACCCGUGAAAAAGUUGAACUUGCUGUCAUUUGGAGAUGAGGCUGAAGAAGAAGAGAAGCAGCUUGCCGCUGUGAAGCAAAAAAUUAAGAGUAGUCAUGAUGUGUUAAACGAUCCUCGCUUGCUAAAGGAGAAUCAACAAAUGGAAGAAUUGAAUUUAUCCGACGCCAGUGCCUCGAGAGAACUGCAACUAUCUGUGAGAGAAGCACUGGGUUCGAAGAAAGAAGGGAGGAAGAAAGCUUCAGAAGCUGGAGUUUCUAACAAUGAUGAAGAUGAUAGUGAGGAUGAGGCCAACUUUGAUUCACGAAUGCGUCAGCAAGUGCUUAGAAAACGUCAAGAACUUGGAGAUUAUCCAUCUAGCCUUAUGCAAACUGGAAGCUCCAACUCAAAAGGUCAUGACAUUUCUGCUUCAAGAUCAAAUGCUGAAAGCACUGAAGAUGAGAAACGAAGGGUGGAAAAGCUGUCAUUAAAAAAGAAAGGAAUGGGAUCAGAAGCUAGAGCUGAACGCUCGGCUACUGCAGAUACAGACCUGCAGUUGUAUAAUGAAGCCGAGCGUGGAAGACUCUUGCAAAAGCAGAAGAAGCGAAGAAUUGGAAGGCGAGAGGAUGAAGUUUUAGCUAAACUGGAGAUGUUUACAAAGGCAAUUUCGGGGAAAGCUACUGCAUCGAAUGGCGAGGCUGGAGAUGGUAAUGAUGAGGAUUUGUCAGACUGGAGCUCUGUACAACUGAAAUUUGCACCUGAGCGUGGGAAGGAUAAGAUGUCACGAAAAGAUGACCCAGAUGACUAUGUUGUGCAUGAUCCUCUUUUGGAGAAGGGGAAAGAAAAAUUCAAUCGGAUGCAAGCAAAACAGAAGAGACGAGAAAGGGAAUGGGCUGGUCAAUCUCUAACCUAA
Linum trigynum is the source of this 1488-nucleotide messenger RNA. The record is from the annotation of a GenBank genome assembly. NCBI's taxonomy places the organism in Eukaryota, Viridiplantae, Streptophyta, Magnoliopsida, Malpighiales, Linaceae.